UGUAGCCAUCAGAGGAAGUGGGGUUUCCUGUCACGAGUCAGCCAGGGAGUACGAGAAGAAGUAACUUGAUGUGACAAGCCGGAGGAAAUGUAGCUUCAGACAUGAGCACAGAUCUUUGUCUGUGUCCCUGUAGAGACACCUGAAUGACAGCAGAACAUGGAAGAAUACUGAGGAUUCAGUAUUAAUGGAAGAAGAUGAAAAGCAUACUGCAAUGCAGGAAGAAUAUAUGGAAGGUAUUGAAGUUGAUCCAGGAACAGUGCUAACCAAUCUAGAAUUAAAAUUAUUAAUGGAGGAAGAUGAAAAGCAUACUGCAAUGCAGGAAGAAUAUAUGGAAGGUAUUGAAGUUGAUCCAGGAACAGUGCUAACCAAUCUAGAAUUAAAAUUAUUAAUGGAGGAAGAUGAAAAGCAUACUGCAAUGCAGGAAGAAUAUAUGGAAGGUAUUGAAGUUGAUCCAGGAACAGUGCUAACCAAUCUAGAAUUAAAAUUAUUAAUGGAGGAAGAUGAAAAGCAUACUGCAAUGCAGGAAGAAUAUAUGGAAGGUAUUGAAGUUGACCCAGGAACAGUGCUAACCAAUCUAGAAUUAAAAUCACAACUUGAUGAUGAAGAAUGCUGUGAUACAUUAUUAGAGGAUGUUCUGGGUGACAUGCAAGAUGAAGAAGAAGAAGAGGAAAAUAUUUCAUUACAAAAUAAAGAAGAAGAGGAAAAUCUUUCAUUAAUAUCAGGAUUCAGUGAAUGCAAAUUUUCAUCCCUAGAUUCUGAAACACAUAUUGACGACAACGACCACUGCCAUAUUUUAACUUUACUGCCAAGCAACCGCUCUCUAAGAAGGAAGACAUGGAAUUCAAAAUCAUUCUCAGAUCAAGAAAAUACAUUAAACCAACAGAUGGAGAAGAAUGCAAACAAUGUGGAUUAUAAAGAACAAUGUCCAUUCCUGAAUGACAGUCGGCCCUUGAAGGCAUUCCCCUGUUCAAUGCAAGAGAAGCGAGACAUAAGGAAAUCAAGAAUAUCCAAGGACACCAAAAUAAUAUUCCUAAAGUCAUGGAAAAUAUCAUAUCAGAAAUCAUGGAGACGGUUUUGUGAAGAAGGCCAAAACAUAUUUUCUUCAGUGCUGCUUUGGAAGACUUCAAUUUCUGAUAUAGAAGUGUGCUACAACUACAGUCUGGACAAGAGGUCAGAACCGAUCUACAUGCACAUUCUAGGCAUAUUCUCUGGAACAGGGUACUUCGAGAGUUCCUAUCUGUUCUAUGGAGGUUAUACCUUGCCACUCACUCGAAGAUAUCCUUGGUACAACCUGACUAUGGCAUACAUGCUGACUGUACUCGCUUACCUUCUUUUUUGCUUCAUCUGGAUUGUGAGAAGGGCAAUACUUGGCCUCAAGCAGCAUAGAAUGGACCACAGGAGGUACAAGAUUUUGCAGAGCAUUAAGAUUUUUGCAGCCUGGGAUUUCUGCAUCAGGGACCUGAAUACUGCAAGUGUUAAACAACGAAGCAUUAGCAAUGACUUAAAGCUGGAUUUUGAAGAAGAACAAAGGCACAUUAACAAAGCGAAUAUGCCACUGAAACAGAAGGUCCUGAUCUAUAUACUCCGGAUCAUAAUGCAUCUGUUGAUCAUGGCACUGCUAAUAGGAUCUUUUUAUGCCAUCUGUAAGGCUAAAGAUAUCUCUGAGCUAAAACAGAGAGAACUAGCAUCAUAUGACCAGAAUAACAUCUUGGUACUUAUUCUGGCAUACUUACCCUCAGCAGUGAUAACGAUCUCCAACUUCAUCCUUCCCAAGGUGUUCAACAUGAUUGUCAAAUAUGAGGGCUACUCACCAUCCUGGGAGAACAAUCUGACACUCAUCAGAAGUGUAUUUUUACGCUUGGCCAGCCUGGGGAUGUUCUUCUUCUCCAUGUGGCAGCAGAUUACCUGUGGAGGAAACAGAGAAGAUAAAAACUGUGCUACCUGUGGAUAUAACAAGGCUGACCUGUGCUGGGAGACAAAAGUUGGACAAGAACUGUAUCGGCUGAUAAUAUUUCAUUUCAUAUCCACUGUUUGUGGGAUAUUUUUAAUAGGACUACCCAGAAAACGACUUUUUGAUCUCAACAAAGGAAAGGUAAUGCAGAUCAUUGGAAAACCAGUGUUUCUAAUCCCAGAAAAUGUUCUUGAUAUUGUCUAUGGACAAACAAUAAUGUGGAGCGGAAUGUUCUACUGUCCUCUCUUCCCAUUUAUCAACUGUAUCAAGUUCUUCCUCAUUUUCUACAUUAACAAGUUUAGCUUGUACCACAUCUGCACCCCAUCAAAGAGACUAUUCCGCGUCUCAAGCUGCAACGUCUUCUUCCAGUUUGCACUGCUUCUUGGUUUGGUAGUUUCAUCUGUUCCUGUCAUCUACAGCAUCUCUAUGAUUCACCCUUCCCAUGCCUGUGGUCCUUUUCGUACUCUUACAGUUAUAUGGAAGGAUGUUAUGACAGAACAGCUUUCGUCCCUGCCAGGACCAGCUAAAGACUGUUUGAGCUACAUCACGUCAAAUACCUUUGCCAUUUCACUUGUUGUCCUUUUGAGCUUGAUGCUCACACACUACAUCUCACAAAGUAAAGUCAACAACCAAACCAUCGAACAACUGAAAGUGCAUCUCAAGAUGCAAAGCCAUGACAAACUGUAUCUGGUAAGGUAUUACAGCAGCAUUGUUCGUCAGCAGAAAAUGCGGCAUAGUAUACGAGACAAAACACUGUCAUUCCCUAGUCUGUCAGGUCCUGUUCAGAAGAAAGUGGUUUUCAGUGAGACAGAAUGAAAAUCUGAAGAUGUUCUUCUAGGAGAUAACACAUUUCAUGGGAACAGUCUGGUGGUACAGAAGGAAGGGUUGCCUAUGUCCCUUCUUGUUUUUUCUUUUCACUAGUCCUGGUUAGGUUUCUCUUUUCCUGUAUUUUCCUUUGUUUCUGGGUUACUAAGUUACAAAUAUUUGUAAGGAUAUAACCCACACCUCGUAUUUUUGGCCAUGUGCAUGCCAUCUAUUGAUUUCUAGCUAUGAAUAUGUUAACAUACCUUUUUUUAAUUAGUAGAUUUUUUGAUAUACUGUUUAUUUACAUUUUUCUCAGAUCUAUGUAUACAUGAAUAUGUGUAUAAUACUUUUACUCUAUGUUAAUCUUGUAAAUAUGAUACCUUCUCUCUGUGUUA
This is a messenger RNA of Protopterus annectens (West African lungfish), 3150 nucleotides long. It is a transcript of the gene TMC8, whose product is annotated as transmembrane channel like 8. Gene Ontology annotation, cellular component: plasma membrane. The coding region runs from base 185 to 2767 and encodes 860 amino acids. Lineage: Eukaryota; Metazoa; Chordata; Ceratodontiformes; Protopteridae. The record is from RefSeq and is a predicted model, not a curated record. The transcript is spliced from 20 exons. Gene Ontology annotation, molecular function: mechanosensitive monoatomic ion channel activity.